AUGAGAAGUGAUUCACCGCCUUCAAGUCCAUCUCCUCCAAGAACUACAAUAAAUGAAAUACCUAUAAGCAUCAGAACUUCUUCAAAUAGAAAAUCCCAAGCCUCUCCUAUCUCGUUGCCUCAUGAAACUUCUGCAAAUAGAAACAGCCAAGCCUCUUCUAUUUCAUUUUCCCAUGGAACUUCUCCAAUUUUAAACAGCCAAGCCUCUGCUAUUUUAGUGCCCCACGGAACUUUUCCAAAUAGAAUCAUCGAAGCUCCUUCUACUUCAACUUCUCCUGCGAAUAGCCCAACUCAACGUCAUUACCCAGAAACUUAUAUAGGACCCCUUCCCGCAACUUACAUAGGUCCCUUCCCUCCGAGGCCUGAACCUGUUGCUCAUCAUAGCUCUCCUCAAGAAUUGCAGCAGGGUAAUAAUCAGUCAGAUUCAUUCCGUUUAGCAAAUCAAUCACCUCCAACUCUAGAGCCAAAUGCAAAUAGCCCAGCAAAAAAGCAAGCUGAAUCAAAAAGGCCUUGUGCCAAAAAAGUGUUCAGUUUUGCCUUUAUAUGUACAAUAUUUUUUUAGCUGGUUUCAAUGAAUAUUCACUUGAAAGUGUUAUAUCUUUUGCAGAAGAAAUGCUGAGUAUUCAAUUUAUUUUCGAUAUGCGCAUCUCAAGUUAAUCCCUGAGUAAUUAAUAAUGGCAAUUUAUUAUUCUGAUCAUUUAUAGCUAAUAAAGACGUCUGUUUUAUAAUAAAUAAACUGUUAUCUUCAAUUCACUUCAGCAAAGCAUAGUAUUAUAUUCUUUUUUGCAUUACAGUGUUCUUAGCUUUAAGAAUAGCUCACCAAAUAAUGAUCCUAUUGGAAGCCAAAGAAAUAUUGGAAAUUCCAACAGCCAAGACUCAUCAAAUCCUUCAAAUGAGGCUCCAAGACCUGCUAUGAAAGCACCCAAAAAUUAUAUAAGGCCUCCUAAUGAAGAAAAUAGGCAAAUUAGGCAGUUGGAAACUACUGAAAACCAGUCUUCCGGCCAACCAGAGCAAAUAGCCAGAGACUUGGCAAAUACAACAAUUAGUUCUUCUUCAAUUAAUAAUCAAGACCGUAUUUCUAUAAAUCUGAACAAUGAAAGCCAGAUAAAAGUUGUUGAGGUGGAGAUCAAGGAUAAAAGCCAUCAAAGCUUGGGCAGCAUUGAGUUCAAGUUAAAUUUAAGACCAUCUGAAGCCGAAAUUCCUAAUGGCAGGGAAAAUUUCUGGGGUUGCCCAAUCUGCGGAAACAUCAAUUCAUCUAAAAUCGAAUUUUGCCCAAUGUGCAUAGCCCACAGAUAUUGGGCUAAUAGCUAA
Blepharisma stoltei is the source of this 1310-nucleotide messenger RNA. The record is from the annotation of a GenBank genome assembly. NCBI's taxonomy places the organism in Eukaryota, Ciliophora, Heterotrichea, Heterotrichida, Blepharismidae.